Molecule: messenger RNA, 3547 nt
Organism: Trichoderma virens Gv29-8
Lineage: Eukaryota; Fungi; Ascomycota; Sordariomycetes; Hypocreales; Hypocreaceae
Exons: 3
Coding region: 1-3024 (1007 amino acids)
Source: RefSeq, a predicted model, not a curated record
AUGCCCAGCUUCAGUCGCCUGGGCAAGCACAGCAACCGUUCGCAGCACGCGGUUGCCGAGGCGUCGCCACAGCAGCAGCAACAGCAACUGCAGCAGCAGGCGGCCGGAGCGUCUACAAGAGCACCAGCAGCGCCGGCUGAGGCAGAUUUGCAGCUGCAAGACGCGACCCCUCAGUCAGCCUUGCGGACGAGUGCGCUCAGCUCGAGCGAGUCGUUUAACGUGCAACAGCAACAACAACAGCUUCAGCUCCAGCAACAGCAGCAGCAAUUGCAGCAACAACAGCAACAGCUCUCACAGCAGCAACCCGGAGCAUCAGCAUCAGCAUCAGCAGGUAGUAGUGCUGGUCCGGCGGCGCCUCAGCAGCAACUCCUGUUUCACACCGGCGUCGGCCCCUCGCCUGUGCAGAACCCCGCCGUCAUUGGCGUGCCAGCGCCCGCUUUUGAUGGCCGCCAGCAGCUCCAGCAGCUCCCACAGCACCAGCUGAAUCAACAGCCUCAACCGCAACCUCAACCUCAACUCCAGCUCCAGCAUCCCCAGCAGCCGCUGCCCCCUCAACCACAGCUGAGCACGGGCAAGCUGCAGAAGCAACAGCCGCCGCCUCAGCAGCAGCAGCAGCAGCAGCCCGGCGACUUUGCUGAGCCCGCCUCCGCCGUCCGCCAGAGUCAGCGCUACAGCACUUCGCUCCACCACCUCUUCAACGUCUCGCAGACGUCACUCAACGACCUGACGGGCCAUCACCAGGGCCAAGCCGCCGCAACUUCUGCCGCAGCCUCUCAAGCCUCGCAGACCUCGGCUCCCGAGAAGCGAUCUGCCCGCAAGAUCAUCAAGGGCAUCUUCUCCGGCCGCAACAAUCACGACAACCACCGCGACCAGCAGGGCCCCGCAGGAUCUCAGUCUUACGACAACACCAUAGGGCUCGCCCGCAGGCCAUCCAAGCGCAUCAGCCACAGCAACCCGCCCAACGUCAAGACGGGACUCUCGCCCACGCCAGACCGCGACUGGCACACGCCCAACUCGUCCAUCCACCAGACAUCGCCGCUGCAAGGAGUGGGCGAGGCCGACGAGUACGGCUACGACCACAACCAGGCCCAGCAGCUCCAGCACGACGGCCGCAUCGAUCCCCGCCUGGCCGUGCCGCCCAUCAACACCAUCCGUGAGGGGCUUGUCCACGACGAGAUACAGUCGCCCUACGACGAAUACCACCUCUCGCAGCAGCAGAUCCCGCCGCCGCCUCAGCUGCAGCAACCCCAGUCUGCUCACCCUCAGGUGCUUGCGUCUCAGGAAUCCCUGCAGCAGCAGCAGUUUGAAUUGCAGCAACAGCAACAACAGCAGUUUGAGUUGCAGAUUCAGCAGCAGCAGCAACAGCAGCUUCGAUACGAUCCCCAACAGGUUACCUACGAUCAGCAGCAGGGCCAUCCUCAGCAGCAGCAACUGCCACCACACACCCCCCAGCAGUAUUACACCGCCGGCUCACCGCAAGAUCAAUAUCAGCAGACAACAGACCCUCGCAUCGUUACCACGCAUCUUGGCCAACAACAGCUGCAUCAGCAGCAGAACCCAGAAACAAUCUCUCAGCUCUCGCGCGAGUCUCCAAUCCCCGACUCGGACCAGCGAUCGCUCAACCAACAGCUGGAGCAGCAGCCGUCGCCCGCCGUCCAUUACUCUGUGCCGGCGCAAGAAUCCGUCUCCAGCAUUACUCUGCCGCCCGUCCAGCCGACGAACCAGCAGCAGCUCUCGCAACCUGCCAUGGCACCGCCCGGAGGAGGCGCACCUACGAACCGUCGACCCGGAGACGCUGACAAGGCCCUUCCCGGCGCACCCCCUGGAUAUCGCCACCAACACACCAAUUCCAACAUGACCCCGCUGCCCGGCGCACCUCUCCAGCCCGGCCAACAGCCCGCUGGUGCUGGUGCUGCCGCUGGUGCUGCCGGCGCCGCUGCCGGUGCCGCUGCCCCCACAGGCGCUCCUCCGCGGUAUGAAUCGGCGACUGGCGAUCAAGGCCGGAAUAGUCCUCAGCCUUCGACCCACGAGCGCGACAAUGCCGAAUCGGAAAAGGCAUUUAAAGAAUUACUCACAAAGUACAAAAACGUAAAGCGUCUCUACUUUGAUGGAAAGUCCCAGAUUGAACAGCUCAAUGGCCAGAUUGAGCAUCUGCAGAAUGCCGUCGCCAACCAGCGCAUGUCACAGUCGCGGACCGCCCUCGACGACAACGAGUAUGUCAACAGGUUCAACCGGCUAAACGGCGCCAUCAACAACCUGUCUUUCAACAUCCGCAAGGACUGGCGACGCCUGCCCCAGUGGCUGGAGAAUUUUGUCAGCCCCGACGCCCUCAAGACUGGAAAGCAAGAGAUGACAGCGGUGGGCAGAGCCGUCAUCACCAAGUGGAUAGUAGACGAGGUCUUCAACAAGUGCUUCCACCCGGACCUGGAUGCCACCUUUAGCGCCCAGCUCAAGGAGAUUGAGCUUCACAUCCGAGGCAAUGCGUACACCAUGCACAGCCAGGAGGAGUUUGACGCGCUGACGACCAAGGUGGUCAACUGGCGGAUGGCGACGCUGGACGGGCUGCAGCACAAGCUCAGCUCGACGAUGGCGGCGGACAACCGCGCGGGGUUGAUAGCCAAGAUGACAACCAACCUGGCGGCGCACCUGUACCAGUUCCUGAUUGAGCCGCCGCCGGCCGGAGUCGAAGGCAGCACCUCGAUGAUUGUGGAGCUGGCCGUGGGCAUCGCUGCCAACUUGCCGCGGGAGAGCCGAGACGUGACCAUCAUGUACCCUCUGCCAGGAGACGUGAUGCAGGCCGGCUUCAUGGAGGUCGAAAAGGGUGGGUUGCCUUCUCUCGAUGGCCAGAAGGAGGGAGAGGCCAAGCCGGAUGCCGAAGCAGACAAGGACAAGAAUAGCAGCAGCGGAGAGUCUAGCAAGGCUGGAUUCCCCAAAGAUUCCGGCCGCGUGCGAUUUGCAGGGUUUGUGGCUAUCGAAGUAAGAGGGCGACAGGUGUUGAUGAAGGCACCGGUAUGGACAUUGUAGAGGGGAAUUGGGCGGUGACAAGAGUGCAUCAUUGCAAUGAGGGCGAAAUGACACCCCUUUAUUUCCCCUCGAUGGUUUUUCUUUCUUUCUUCUUUUUCUUAUUAUCUUCUUCUUUUCUACGGAGGCUGGCACCAAUGACCUAAAUGGAUAUCUCCAUCUUACUUAUGUUGUUCCUCUUCCUCCUCUUUCUUCUCUAAUCUGUCUCUUGUACUCGUUGGGGUGCUGAUGUUGGGAGAGACUUAUCUCGUCUGUUUACUUUAGUAGUUAUGGAUUGUAUGACGAUUGACUCGGCUGGAUGGCAUGAAGGAGGAGAAGCGAGGCUGGGGCUUUUUGUAAAUAGACUUGGGGGCCGUCUGAAAAAGACUAGACGGACGGCCCGAGAGGCUAUUAGAGUAGAUGAUGAGAGACGACUGCUACGCUACGCAAUUGUCAUGUUGUCGAGAUGGGCGCGGUGGUGAAGCGAUUGUUGCAUGACUACCUAUACCGGUCUCUGGCUUGCAUGAUGCAAUGUCUUCUGAUAUUG